AUGCGCGCCAUUGCGCGUUGCUAUUGCUUUCGCGCUGAUGUCGUGUGGCAGGCCGACAAGCUCCGCGCGCUGUUCGAGGCGAAUCGACAUGAGAGCGAUCCGGAUCGGAUCGACCGUCUGCUGGCAGCGGGAGAGGCGAAGCUCAAGGAGAACCAGCACCCCGACCCGUACCUCGUACGCUCGCAACGCAACCCUCUCUUCUCCCCAUGGGCUCUCCUCCCGUUCUCUCCGCUUCUACUCCCCCCCCCACCCCCUUCUCCAUCCCCUAUGAACCUCCCUCUCCCCACCGCAGUGCCAUGGGUGUGGGUGUAUGGCGGAUCCAAGUACGCUCGCAACGCAACCCUCUCUUCUCCCCACGCCACGCCCUCUCCUUCCUCCCCCCCUCCCCCCGUCCCUCCUGCUCCCUCCCUUCCCUCCUCCCCACCGCAGUGCCAUGGGUGUAUGGCGGAUCCAAGUAUGCUCGCAACCCUCCCUUCCCCCAAGAGAUUAGCAUUUUCCUCCUCCAUCUCCUUUCUCUUCUUCUUCCCCCCCCAUAUUGCCUACCUCCCUACCAGCAGCCCCGUUUUCAGCCACACGCACACCCCCACCCACUCCCUCUCCGCCCUUUUUCCCGCACAUGCACCUAGCCACAGCGAUCGCCUGCGCGUGCGCGUGGAAGGCGGGCGCGGGGGCAGCGGAUGCUCGUCCUUCCGCAAGUCCCGGCACGCCCGGCACGGGGACCGGGACGGGGGCAACGGGGGGGAGGGCGGGGGGGUCACUCUAACUGCCUCGGCGGCUGUGAGGCAUCUGGGGAAUGUUGAUAGGGUGGUGAAGGGGGGGGCGGGUGGGCAUGGGUCGAGUAAGAAGCGGGUGGGGGCGAGGGGGGUGGAAAGGGAGGUGAGGGUGCCUGUGGGGACUGCGGUGUAUUUGCUGGAAGGGGAAGUUCCCCUGGGGGACGAAUUAGGUAGUGCUGAGUGUGGUGCUGGUGCCGCUGCUGAUGCUGUUGCUGGUUCUGAAACGGAAGCAACUGUUGCUUCGCCGGGUAGUGGCAGCAUGCCUGCGUCUCCCCCCUGGUGGGCUGCUCUGUUCGAGUCGUCCAAGGAUCAGCAACAGGAGGAGCGGAUGGGGGAACAAGUGGAGGGGAAGCAGGUGGAGGGGGAGGGGGAGGGGGAGGGGGAGGGUGAGGGGGACAGGGAGGCGAAAGGGAAGGGGGAGGAGGGCGAGGUGAGGAGCAGGGGGGGCGAAGAGCAGUACUGGCAGCAGUUGCUGCAGCAGUGGGUUCAGGAGAGGUACGGGCAGAGGCGAGCUCGGGCUGCUGAUGAUGAGGGGGGCGAUGGGAGCGAGUGGGAUGAGGGGAGUGAGGGGAGUGCGGAUGACAGUGGGUCACAUUCCCAUGGGAUGACACAUGGUAUGGCACAUAAUAGGGCUCGGGAGCGAGGUGUUUUGGUGGCUGAUCUAGUGGAGGAAGGGCAGAGCGUGACAGUGGCGCGUGGAGGGAGGGGCGGCAGGGGCAACGCGUCGAUGGGGCGAGUGAAACCGUGGGAGAUGGAAGAAUGUGAUUUGUCGCACGAGAAGGGCAGUGCGGGGAGCAGGGCAGUGGCAGCAGCAGCGGCAGUGGCAGGGUCUGGCUUAGGCCAUGAGAAGGGUAGCCCAGGGAGCAGGGCGGUGGUGGCAUUGGAGCUGAAGACAGUGGCGGAUGUGGGGCUGGUGGGGCUGCCCAAUGCGGGUAAGAGCUCCCUCCUGCGCGCCCUGUCCCGUGCCAAGCCUAGAGUGGGCUGGCAUCCCUUCACCACUCUGCACCCGCAGCUGGGUACUGUGAUGGGCGGGGGAGAGAGUGUGUGGGAGGGAGAGGACGGGGGUGGGGGAGGGAAAGCGCUGGGGGAGGGAGAGGCGAGGGGUGACGACGCGUGGGGCGGAGAGGGGGAGGAGGAAGAGGAGGGGGAUGAGAUUGUGUGGGGAGAAGAUAGGGGAUUUGCAGGAGGGAGUGGAGAGAGGGGGUCGAAGUGGGAUUUGGAAGGAGAGAUGGGAUUCACAGUGGCAGAUAUCCCGGGCCUGAUAGGCGGCGCACACAGGGACAGGGGGCUGGGGCUGUCCUUUCUAAGGCAUGUGGAGCGCACUAAAGUGAUUGUCUACGUCCUCGAUAUGAGCGGCUCCAAUACCAGUACUGUUUCAAGUGAACCUCAUGCGAGCGAGCCUGGCGCAUGUGAAGCUAGCGCAACCGAACCUACCACUACCGAACCUAGUGCAACCGAAAUUAGCACAGCUGAACCUAGUGCUACCGAACGUAGUUCAGUGUCGGCAGGGGCCCUCCCUCCCUGGCAGCAGCUGCAGGUGCUGGUGAGUGAGCUGGAGCGGUAUCAGCCAGGGUUGUCCCUGCGCCCUGCUCUCAUUGCCGCCAAUAAGAUGGACGAGGAUGCUGCAGAGGGCAAUUUGACUGAGCUGAGAAGGCGGCUGAGAGGCGGAGGUGAAGGGGUGGAUGUGUUGUUGCCAGUGCCGGUGGUGCCGCUGUGUGCAAUUCUGGUGGAGGGGGUGCCUGAGCUCAAGGGGGUUCUAAGGCGCUUGGUAUGGGGGCACAUGGUGUGGGGAGGGGAGGCAGGGGCGGGUAGGGAAGGAAUGCUACACUGCUGCGCCACAUGUGCCUCACACCCCUCUGCUGCUUCCCUCCAAGUGCUUGCAGUACUGCUGAGGGUGUGUGCUGCGCUGGGGGAGGGGGUGUCUGGGCUGCGCUGGGGGAGGGGGUGUCUGGGCUGCGCUGGGGGAGGGGGUGUCUGGGCUGCGCUGGGGGAGGGGGUGUCUGGGCUGCGCUGA
Closterium sp. Naga37s-1 is the source of this 2787-nucleotide messenger RNA. The record is from the annotation of a GenBank genome assembly. Lineage: Eukaryota; Viridiplantae; Streptophyta; Zygnematophyceae; Desmidiales; Closteriaceae.